ACAAAUUGAAUUGGAAAUAUUCAUAGUUUUCCCAUUCACAGAUCACUCCAGCUUGGCUUCGUCUUUUGAUCAGAGGGAGAGAGACCAGAAACCUCUCUUCUUCAUCGAUUCUCUCUCUCUCUCGAUUUUCAACCGAUUUGAAUUCACCUCUUUCUCUUAACCAUGCCUUCCCGCAGAAGGACCCUCUUGAAGGUCAUCAUCCUUGGGGAUAGCGGGGUGGGGAAGACCUCUUUGAUGAAUCAAUAUGUGAAUAAGAAGUUUAGUAAUCAAUACAAGGCCACCAUUGGAGCUGAUUUCUUGACUAAGGAAGUACAAUUUGAAGAUAGACUUUUCACUUUGCAGAUAUGGGAUACAGCAGGCCAGGAACGAUUUCAAAGUCUUGGUGUUGCUUUUUAUCGAGGUGCUGAUUGCUGCGUUCUGGUGUAUGAUGUCAAUUCAAUGAAAUCAUUUGACAAUCUUAACAACUGGCGGGAAGAAUUCCUUAUCCAGGCAAGCCCUUCCGAUCCGGAAAAUUUUCCUUUUGUCGUUUUAGGAAAUAAAGUUGAUGUUGAUGGCGGAAACAGUAGAGUUGUUUCAGAGAAAAAGGCUCGAGCUUGGUGUGCAUCAAAAGGAAAUAUCCCGUACUUUGAAACUUCUGCCAAAGAAGGCAUUAACGUAGAAGAGGCAUUCCAAUGCAUUGCAAAAAAUGCCCUCAAGAGUGGGGAAGAGGAAGAGAUAUACUUACCGGACACCAUUGAUGUUGGGAGCAACAAUCAGCCAAGAUCAUCUGGAUGUGACUGCUGAGUUUAUUACACUGAAUUACCUCCUAUUCUAUUUCAUUCUCCAGUAAAGCAAAAGGUCUUUUAUAAAGGUCGUACAGACUUGGGCUUUCUAUGCGUUCCUAUUUGUACAUUUUGGCUUUCCAUUCGGAGUCCUGUCAUUAUGAAUUCAGUUGUGUUUGGUCUUGCAAGUUGUGUUUACUGUCUUAGGUAUAUUCAUUGUAUCCGUCUGGUGUUUUGACUCUCUACCUGAGUCUCAUUUGUUGAUGACAAUCAGUUUGUCGCAUAAGUUUAUGUAAUUCUUCUCUUUAGUUAA
This is a messenger RNA of Cucumis melo (muskmelon), 1074 nucleotides long. RefSeq names its product ras-related protein Rab7. Gene Ontology annotation, cellular component: vacuolar membrane. The transcript has 7 exons. Gene Ontology annotation, molecular function: GTPase activity; GTP binding. NCBI's taxonomy places the organism in Eukaryota, Viridiplantae, Streptophyta, Magnoliopsida, Cucurbitales, Cucurbitaceae. The record is from RefSeq and is a predicted model, not a curated record. The coding region runs from base 163 to 783 and encodes 206 amino acids.